Penicillium hordei is the source of this 360-nucleotide messenger RNA. RefSeq lists its product as uncharacterized. The coding region runs from base 1 to 360 and encodes 119 amino acids. NCBI's taxonomy places the organism in Eukaryota, Fungi, Ascomycota, Eurotiomycetes, Eurotiales, Aspergillaceae. The record is from RefSeq and is a predicted model, not a curated record. The transcript has 3 exons.
AUGCGUUUCACUCCUGUUUUCCUGAUGCUCGCGAGCGCCAUUGGCGCCCUCGCCGCACCCGCCGCUGAGCCCGUGGAACUCGAGGCGAGAGACGAGGGCAUCACUAUUAAGAUUUGCUCCAGCAUCAACAUGGGCGGGAACUGCAUUUCCCCUGUGAUUUACAUCCAACAUGACUGCCACAACUUGAACGGUAGUCCCGUCAUGGACAAUGUCAAAUCCGUUCACAUUCCUAACGGCUACCGCUGUCGCUUCUGGCAAUCAACCACAUGCAAUGGCGGUGGUACCGGUGAUAUCCAAGCCGGUGGUAGCAACGACAUCACCGCGGGCUCGUUGAGCUCUGUCAAGUGUUACAAGAACUGA